GCUGUUGAGUGUAUAAAAUGUUGACUAGGUGACAAGGGUUAAAAUGGUUCUCAAUUCCAAUAAAAAUAUAAAUGGCAAAGGAAAUAAAUAGUUUUUGUAUUAAAAAACCAGUAUCCCACAAUACUUAACAAUGGAAAAUUAUAUACUAUACGAUACUGUUCAAGAAAAUGUAUUUCCUCGUAGUACGUCGACCAAUGACACAAAAAAGUUACAUGAUAUUUGUAAUUGGAAUGAAAUUGAGAAUGUAGUAAUAGAAUACCACGAUUUAGAUAGUACUAUUUACAUAGAUUACAAAGAACUUCUUGCUGCAAAAACUAUGCUCUCUAAUUUGUUACAGUCCAUAAAAGGUUUUGAGUUUAUUGGUAUACAUUUUAAUGUUCCUGAAUAUUGUGUGGUUUCUUUAAUGCUUGGGAUUUUAUCUAGUAAACAUAGCUUUGUCAAUAUACCAUUUAACACAACAGAGUAUUCGAAGUUGAAAAAUAUAUUGUAUAUACAUUAUUUAUUUUCUAAAGAUAUAAUUGAGGGAGAUGUUAUAAAGCAGUUUACUAUUCAUAAUGAAUGUAUAUACCUAGUGAAGUUGAAAGAUAUUCAACAACAAAAUAAGCAUUAUAAUAAAGGAAAUCAUUAUGCUUAUGCUAUUACUACUUCUGGUUCAAGUGGUAUACCAAAGGUUGUUAAAGUGUCCCAUGCUUCUAUAGUUCCUAACAUUUUAGAUUUGAACACAAAGUUGAACAUUAAGAAAUAUGAUAAAAUUGCUCAAUUUACAAAUUUUACAUUUGAUCCAAGUAUAAUUGAAAUUUUUCUUGCUCUUUCAUGUGCUGCAACAUUAUUUAUAGUUUCAAAAACAUUGAAGAACAACACUAACAGAUUCUUAGAAGAAGCUUAUUCUAGUCAAAUUUCUGUACUACAAAUGACACCUUCUGUCUUUUUGUACAAUUGGACAAGUGAAAGAUUAAAAGCCACUAUUCUAAGUAAUAACACUUCACUUAGAGUCCUUCUUUUAGGAGGAGAACCCUUUCCUAAGUUAGAUUUACUUCUUCAAGCAAAACAUCCUGAUAAUAAUACACUAAUUUAUAAUAUUUAUGGUAUUACUGAGGUAUCUUGCUGGGCUAGUAUUAAUGAAGUUACAGUUUCAAAUUUGCAAUGUGACAUACAUUAUCUAGGACAAGUACUAUCAGAAACUAUCUUUCAAGUUAGAAAUGAAAAAGGAGACAUAGUAACAAAUGGUACAGGCAUUCUCUAUAUAGGGAGUAAUAGCAGGAUCUGUGAAAUAGAUGAUGAAAAUGUUGCAGAUUUAGAACUACCAAUAUUUCGUGAUAGUGGUGACACAGUUUAUAUUGAUGAAGAAGACAGGAUAUUUUAUAAAGGAAGGAGUAAUAGUAUCGUUAAACGAUUUGGAAAUAAAAUAAAUCUAACAGAUCUUGAGAAAUUGGCAUUACAAUUAGAUUUUGUUAAAAAUUGUUAUGUAUUAUGGGAUGAGACCUGCCACAAACUGUAUUUAUGUAUAACUGCUAAGGAAGAAGUAACGAAUGAACAAAAUAUAAAUGUAGUUAUAAUGGAACACUUACAAAAAUUACAUCCCUUAUGCAGACCAGAUAACAUUUUUUUCUUAGAUCACUUUGAGCUUACCUCAAGUGGAAAAAUUUCUAUAAAUAAUUUAAAGAAAUAUAUAAAAGAGAAAAUGAUAAAUACAGUCACAAACAAUAUUGAUAUCCAAACUGUUGAACAAAUUUUUAAGUCUGUCUGGACAAGUAACUUAAAAUGUGAAAACAAUGGGUUCGUGAAAUUAGGUGGUACAUCUAUAAUAGCAUUGCACAUAUCAAAUACUAUAUCUAAGGAAGUAAAUAAGGAAUUUCCUGAAUUAAUUGGUAUGCUUUUAAAUGACGCUACCAUUGAUGAAUGUUUCACUUAUAUCAAGGACACUCUAUUGAGCAAUUCCAAUGAUUCACCAGCCACUUUGUUUCAAUAUGCUUCCGAUAACAAUCAAAUAAUACCUUUAACUCAUACUAUUAUAAAAGAUCAAUCAUUAUCAACUGAAUCUGAUACAAAAAAUCUAAAUUCUGAAACAGUAAAUAUGGAAAAUCAAGUUUGUACGUACCAGUGGCAUAAAUGCAGAGGACAAUUAAGUAAUAGUACUGUGACUGUAAACGACGCAUCUAAGCUACAAUAUAAAACUAUUUCUAAAAUAGAAAUAUUGAAAAUGUAUGAUUUACGCAAAUGCAUAGACGCAUCGCCAACUGUAUUUCAUUACUCAAAUGGAAGGACGUAUGUAACAGUCGGUUCACAUUCCGGGUUAAUAAUUACAUUUCUACUAGAUACGGAAAGUUGUUUUUCUGCGUUUGUAGUACAACUACCUAAUAGAAUUGAAGCAUCAGUUCUAAUACUAGAUGAUUUUAAGGGCAUUGUGGGAUGCCACGAUGGUAACGUGUAUUGCUUCGAUUUAAAAUCGGGAAAAGUUUUCUGGAAAUAUCAAACAGGGGAUAUCGUAAAAUGUUCAGCAAUAUUUUGUAAAGCACAACAAAAUAUAUUUGUUGGUUCUUACGAUUGUUAUAUAUACUGUCUUUCCGCGAAGGAUGGAUCUGAAAUUUGGAAACACAAGACUAGCAACGGACGUAUUAGUGCUUCCGGUUGCCUACAUUCAUCAUCAAAUUGUGUACUAUUUGGAGCAUUAGAUGGUUCCUGUUUGGCAUUGGAACAAUCAUCAGGAAAAUUAAUGUGGGAACAUAAAUUAACAGAUCCCAUUUUCAUUGCACCAAUAACGUUAAACAAUGGGCUUGUCUUAUUUUGCUCUGUAACAGGAACAUUAACAUGUUUUGACAUCACAGUUAAUGCUAAGAUGUGGCAGUACAAAGUAAAUGGAAACGUGUUUUCCUAUAUCGUGAAGCAAAAUGAUAUACUCACAGGACGCGAAAUUAUUAUCUUAGCUAGUCAAGACAAAAAUGUGUAUUGUUUCGAAUCAACAAACGGAAGAUUUGAAAACGAACCUAUCUUAAAGUUUAUAUUGUACCUCGAGUCACCAGUUUUUGCUACUCCCUGGUGGGAGGACAAUAUUUUAUUUAUAGCAUGUACAGAUGGUACUUUAUAUAUUUAUGACUUUACAACAAACAGAUUAACAAAAACUGAGAAGCUUCCUGGUGAAGUUUUUUCAUCGCCAGUUGUUCACAAUGACGUGGUAGUGAUUGGAUGUCGGGACAAUAAUGUUUAUGUAUUAAAACUUACAGACAAUUGAACGUAUUUACUGCUUCUUCUUGUUGUUGUAAAUGAAUUUGUUGUUUUUAUAUGUGACAGAAAAAGUUUGGAAUACAAACUAAUGAAAUUAAUACAAUACCGUUUAUUUUUUUUGACUGUCACAUUACAGUUACGUGAGUAACACUUUAGAUAAAGUAAUGGCGGAACAUGUAGCCAACCUCCAAUGAAUUUCGUACAUGAUACGAAUUUGCGGUGCGCUUAUAUUUUAAGCAAGAAUGCAAGCAAAUAAAAAAAUCUGAGAAACAGCCAAUCACUCAGUAACAAAACAUUCACGCAUACAUUAAUGCACACGCAUAGCACUUCUAAAAACAAUGCAUAUUCGUGUAUAGUUAUCUUCUUUCAAUUCAUCGAUACUCCCUCUUAGCUGAUAAUGAUCAUAAAUACAGGAGAAGGAAAUAUUCUGGUUCUUAAGCUCACAUAAAAUAACAACGUUUCAACGAUUCCAUCUUCUCUAUACUCUCAUUCUUGUAAUAGUUGAGAACGAGAAAGAAUAUACAUAUAUCUAUUUAAUUUAUAUUUAUACGCUUGGCCGCUUUUUCAAUUUUUCUUUUCUUCUCCUAAUAUUUCGAUACAGAUUCUCUCUUGUAAAUCUUUUCCGUUACAGGUAACUGUCCGUUGUGAGUACUUUAGAUCAUGCUUUCAUCAGUUUGCAUUUCUGUUUCAUUGUACAUAGUUGAAGUUUCAAAUAAUACCGGAACUAAAUGUGCAGGAAUAUGAUAUAGCUUCUAUUACUAGACGUGGCAUCGUCACACUAUUUCUCAAUAUCCGCGUGCAGAUUUACCUUGAUUCUCUUUUAAAUUAGCUUCGUCUUGUACCUUACAUCAUAAUGCAUUUCGAUGGCCGCGAGUAACAGUACAUCUAUAGGAUUCUUUAGCGUUUACAAUUUCGAUGAACGGUAAUCUCUAUAUUCUUUCGUUUGAUAGUUAAAAUAUGAUAUAUUUAUGAAGUCGUGGCAAUCGUCGCUAUUAUGUUUACUCUAAAAACGCACUGGUGGUGGUAAAUGCAUGGAGACAAUACGAAUCGUCCUAUAAAUUUUAUUUUGCUCUCCAUUCAGAAUGUAUCGAAAAUAUUAAAAUCACAAACGGUACAGGUUUUUCUCAUCAUCGACCUUUUUCGAAAGAAGUCGUAUCCGCGUGUUUCAGACAAAAUGUAACAAGGAUAGUACGUAGAAUGAUAUUUGGAUAAACUUAAAGAUAAAUUUCGAAUGUUUCCUUUUUUCUGCCCUUGGUAAUUCUCCGCGAAAGAGAAUCUAGAAUUAUUAGGCGUGAGCCCUGAGCAGAUCGUAUCUGCUUUGGGACUCGAAUGAACACCGACGCGGUCGGGAAAAUACGCAUUAAAUUACGUUGCUCACUCGUUUUAUUUUCUUUUUUUUUUUCUUUAAAUUCAGGAUGAACUAGUUUUUCGAAUGACCAGCAGCGGUAAUUAUCUUACGAUUACUGGUCCUCGUCGCCUAGGUCUUGUUUCACUUUUUUAAAGUCGAAUUCCUCCCCAGUGGCUCGCUUAAAUAUAUCAAGAACAUCUAAACAGGUUGUUUCAAAAUGCGUUGUGGCGUCAUAACUCGUCGAUAUGAAAAUUUGACUAUUCAGCCCGUCAUCGACCGGCUCCAUGUAAUCGGAUACUGAUAUGAACUUUUGUCUGAUCGGGCCAAGCAAAUCCAAACCGGGUUUAAUCU
Nomia melanderi (Alkali bee) is the source of this 4921-nucleotide messenger RNA. RefSeq names its product Aminoadipate-semialdehyde dehydrogenase (gene Aasdh). Gene Ontology annotation, molecular function: protein binding. NCBI's taxonomy places the organism in Eukaryota, Metazoa, Arthropoda, Insecta, Hymenoptera, Halictidae. Gene Ontology annotation, biological process: amino acid activation for nonribosomal peptide biosynthetic process. The record is from RefSeq and is a predicted model, not a curated record.